AAGGAACCAGCUAGUCACGGCUACCGAUCGCAUCACUCCGCUCACGUUCUCUCAAUGGCCAUCUGCUGACAUGUCCAGGGCUCGUGAGUUGGCCUUAUUUGAGAAAUGGACUGAUGCUGCUGCCUCAACUGCCACCAACACCUUCCCACCCCUCGCCUCACCAACCUCCCCGAAGGCAACGAAAUUCUGUUGUUGCCCGAAUCGUCGACGCUACAAUUUGAAGCAUCCCAAAGCAAAAUCUACCCUGGACGCGCGUAAUAUUUUCUUAGAUAAUGAUUUUUCGGUCAUUGAUGAUGUGGAACAACGGGAUAAUAGCAACAAUAGCAAAAGCGACAGCGCGCGAAACGGUAGCAACAGCUAUUGCCCAAACAGCGUAGCUGUAGUCAACUUAAAAGGAAUAAACGGCACCGGCCAGCGUGAAACGGGUAAGUGGCAGCAAUUGCAACAACAACAACAAAAUGAAGAGAUUGUGAAUGCCACCAAUGCUAGCAGCAACUACGCGGACGAUUACGAUGAUAUCUGUGAUGUUGUCGACAAUGCCGGAAAUUGUAGAGUGCGCCUAAUGAAUGCACAGCCACAAUUGCCAGUGAUACAGCAGCAACAACAACAAAAACAGCAACAACGUCAACUAAGUCAACUGCGAUUUGAGUUGGCAAAGCAAUGCCACAAAGCAGAUCAACAGCAGCAACGGUGGCAUGACAAAAGCUGUCAUAACAGCAGCUACGGCAAUACUAACACCAAAAGCAGCAACAACAACAGCAACAGCUGUGACAGCAACAUCUGCGAUAGUAAAUGCCAUACAAAGGCCAUUGGCAACGGUCAUAGUGGUAGCAGCGUGCUGAUUGAAUGCAAUUGUCAGCCAAAAGUGGCGGGAACAACAACAACAACCAUAUUUGCUGGCAACAAUUGUUGGGGCGCAAGUAAAAGUGAUAAAAACGUUGUCGAUGAAGGCGAUGUUGCGCUGAAACAGCAACAACAACAAUUAGCUAGCAACGCGGUAGGCAACGACAAAAGCAACAGCAACAAUAACAGCGAUCAACAAACAAUCCAAAGACUUAGCGAUAGUGAAUUUAAGUGUAACAAUAAUAAUUGUAAGGGACAACAAACACAACAACUACAACAGGAACAGUUGCAAAAUAAUUUUUGCAACAACAAAAAUAACAAAAAUAAAGGUGGUGAGUCGCCAAAGCGCUGUAAUUGUCAGCUUGACUCAUCUACAACGACACCAGCGUCAACGAAGACCACACCCGACUCGAACCGAACGAACACACAACAAAAACAAAACCAAAACAACAACAGCGAAUACACUAACGAUAGCGAGAGCGACAACAAAAUUGAUUUGCAGAAUAAAAUGACAAUAACCACAACGAAUGCGGCGAGUCGUAAGCAUUCGCGUGUCGAGUGUGGGUUGACAGUUACAGCAACCCCGACAACAACAGCAACACCAUCAACAUCAACAGUGACAACGGCAAACGGCGAGGCAAUCAACGACGCUUCUAUAGCGACCACAACGGAAAUUGCGCCCAACAGUGCGAGAAUAACAACGAACAUGGCUGGCACUACAACAGCCAGCGCAUCCGCGAACGCGCCAACGACCUCAGCAACUAUAACAACAGCCGCGGCAGUGCAAUUGCGAAACACUACCGCAUCGCCAACACCAACGUCGCGCCCAGCAACGCCCUCCCUAACAACUGUAAUCAAAACAACAAUGGUGAAGCGGACUCCUUCAACGGAAUCGUCGAAAACUCCAUCGCCAGCGACAACACCAACUACGCCAACGAAAACCAUUGUGACUGCGACGGUGACGGCUCGAGCUUACAACAGCAUAGGUGCAAAAGAAGGAGGAGCCGAGGCCAACGCACAGGAAACUCAAACAGCGUCGGCUCAGUCAAUGCCGCGCACAUCUGUGAAGCAGCGUAUUUUGGCUUUUGCCGCUGGAAAUGAACAACAAAUGCGAAAUCAUGACAACUCCAUUAAGGCGCAACAUAAAAGUAGCAACAAUAAUCAAAAGAGUAGCAGCAAAAACAUGACAACAAGUGAAGCAAAAGCGAAUGCAAUUAAUAGCGAACAUUACAAAGCGACUGCUGUUAUCAGCAGCAAUAAAUGUACGAACGAUGGAACGGAAGCCGCUACAACGACAACAUCUGCAACUACUCCAUCACCAUCAGCAUCAGCAUCUGUGAAGGCGACGGCGACAGCGGCAGACAUAGAAACCGCUGCAACACCUGCAACAAGAACCAUCAGCGCGAACUUGGCCGGCAGCACCGGUUAUGCAACCAUACCGCGCCGCAGCCUCAGCAGCAGCAACAGCAGUCACAACAGCGGCGGCAACAGCGCGAAAUGCGGAAACGGCAGUGGCAGUGGUGGCGCGUUCAACCACAAUGGCAACACAGCCAUGACAGCUGAUAAGGCGACAACGAGUGACGCGGCGGCAGACAACUGCCGCAAAUUGACCGCCACUCUGGACAAUCUCGACUUGGCUUUGGUGCGCGAUUUGACCGAUGACGACGGUGAGGACUCGUAUGCGGCAUUUCAGGAAUAUCUGGAGCGCGUAGAGCACGAAAUCAACGAAGUGUUCGAGGAGCGUCGCGCUCGGCAGCGCGCAGAACAAGCGCAACAGGCUGAUAAUGACAAUGGCACAGCUGUGCACAAUGCAGCCAACCCUAAUGAUGCAACUAUUAAUAAUUGCGACAGCAGCAUCAACAAUACGAAAGGCAACAGCGAUAACAGAUUAUCCCAGUGCGAUGUAGUUGACGCGCCAGCGCCCAGUAAGAUGACGGAAAUUACAAGUCAGCAUGCAACAAGUGCUGAGAAUGGCAACAGUCUUUCAGUGGUGUCAUCAGCAACAGACAACAUCACGCCUCGUUGCCGUACCACCACAGAACUCAAAGCUUUACCACCACCACCUCUCAGUCCCACAAUGAUUGGCUUAGAGAAUAGGCAACACGAAGAUAGCUGCAGCACUGAUGGCCGCAGUGAAGAUGCCUCAACUAGCAGCGCGCAUACCAACACCACCAGCACCACAACUCAAGAGGAUGUAAAUAUUUGGGCAAAUAAAUUUCUACGUGAUUUGGAUAACUUAAUGUCAUUGACACGUCCACUUUCGCUAAGCGCCUGUUCGUCGCCAACAUCGAAGACAUCACCACAAUUACUGUCCGCUGCCGCGACGGCCGCCAUACAGAGUCGUUAUGGUCGUUGUACAGCUGAGCGUGCGGAACAUUGUAUGGCCAAUGGACUGGUUGUGUUGCGCCCAGAGAAACAUACAACCAUUCCAUUGCAAUCAUUUAACCUUGAUUGUGGACGUCUCGAUAAUGGCAUAAAUGCCGACAACAUCAACAACAGCAGCAAUGUCAGCAGCACCCCGGUCGCCAAGCCAACUGUUGCCUAUAUGCGCACUUUAUCGGCACCGACAGCGUACCACCACCAACAACAACAACAACAACAACAACCGCAACUACCGAACGAAGUUGUCGGCAAAUCACAGGCGGCCUACAGUGGCGGCAAUGGCAAUCGCAACAAUUUAGCAACAUUUAAUGCCAAAACCGAGCAGCAUCAACAUUAUCAUAAUCUGACAAAUUUACAAUGCGGCAACGAUGCGCUAGCAACAAGUGCGCUAACAGCAACAACAACAACAACUACUAAUGCAGUAACAGAAAAAACAAGCUCGCCAACAACAGCGACAGUAUUGAAAAUUGAAGAGACAACACCAACAGCAACAACAAUACCAGCAGGUGCUGCGGCAACUAAACUGGCGACGACGACAAGUGGCAACCGUCGGCCAGCAAUGGCAAUGACAACAUUAAAUGGUUGUGUCGCCGCCCAAGAAACCGAUGAGGAAUCACUUAAAGGUAGGCGACAGCGUCAAUUGGAAAACGAUAUGGAAACAAUGCGCGCCGGCACAGCAGCAGUGACACUCUGGACACACAGAGAAAGCCAAAACCAAAACCAAAGCCAGAGCCACCAUCAGCAGCAGCAACAACAACAACAGCUGGUCAGUGGCGAUAAAAGCAGCAUUGGUGGCAACAUUAGCAGUAGCAGUGGCUUGGCGGCAAUGCUGGCAAUACCAAAACGGGAGCGCAUUAAUCAUGCGACAAUGACAACACCAAUAUCAACCAUAGCUACCACAAAACUAGCGAACACAGUGCUGCUGCCAUCUACACUGCUGACCUCAUCAGCAUCAAAGAGCAAUGGUGGCGGCGGCAACAGCGGCACAACGUCUUUGUUGUUAAAUGGCAAUGAUGUGACCAAAAAAGGAUCCACCUCAACGAUCUGGACAUCUGAGGAGUCAAUAUUGCGGAGUGUUGGCGCCGUCGAUGAAGACAAUAACUCCACUUCAUCUUCGGCAUGUGAAGAAGCCUCCGGCGUACUCAGCUCUGGCAAGUCGGGCAUUUCGCUCGACUCCUCCGGCCUGGACAAUGACAACAACGAAAGUGGCAUUGGUACGGCAACGCCACCCAAAGACAUCGCCUACUGGAAAAAUCAACAUAACGACAACGAAUCGGUGAGCAGUUUGGAUGCGCUACGUAAAAUGAAAUUCCAGAAAAGCAGUUCAGUAGCUUCCUCAGAUGAUCCAGACCUCUUAGAAGUACUCAGCUUGUGCGAUGAGCCCCAUAGUCGUGGUGAUGAAGACAUUGGCAUAAAUUGCGGCGAUGAGUCACACGAUGACAUUGACGAUCAGCGUCAUCUACAACGACCACCAACAGCUGCCACAGCUGCAGAUAAACUUAAACACAAGUUCCAACUACAACACCAGCAACAGUUGCAACAGCAUUUAUUGCGCACCUCACGUCAACGUCAACAUCAACGCACGCGACAAGAUGACAGCGAUAACGUUGACAGCAAUGAUGCGCUCGAAACGGCAGAAGCCGGCGAUGAUGGCGUUAUGGAUGUUGCCGAUUUGGCGGACGAAUAUGAUGAGGGCCACGAUGAAUUCGAAGUGGGACCCUAUUGCGAAUGUGAGUGCAAUGAUGGUGAUGCAAGCAGCGCCAGCGGCAGCGGUGGUGGCGGCAGUCGUAGCGGCUCCACAUCGGCAAAUGAUAUAGCUGCUAGCAACAGUGUGGUACUGCGUCGCAAAUUCAAUGCCACUACUACGCCAAUUAUGAUGCCCUAUGGUGGGGCAGCCGGCGCUGGUGGACGUGCACAGAAAUGUCGCAGUCACUCGCUGGAUACCUCGUCGCUACCUGCCGUCUACUAUCAAUACUCGCCACUACAGCAUCAGCAUCCACAACAGCAUCAUCCACUGACGCGUAAGUUUCAUCAACAUCUGCAUGGACGUAGCAGGGAACGUGGUCAAUUGUCGCUGGCACUGCGUCAGGAACCAUUCCAGUCUUUGCUAUCGCCGACGCACUUUGCCGAAUUACCCUCACCGAGCAGUGCAUCGCUGCACAGCGGGCACGAAAGUCUAGGCAUACAAGAACUAACGACCAAGUCAAACUCGGCGCCAUUGCUGCUAAAGCAAGAAAAGACGCGACGUGAUGAUUUUGCCGGCCAGAAGUUGACGCUGCGUUAUUCACGGUCGCAAAGUGAUCGCUACUUAGCAGAGAUCGAGGCCGUUGAAGCGUGUAAAUGGCUGCGUGCUGCCGGCUUUCCGCAAUAUGCGCAAAUGUAUGAAGAUCAUCACUUCCCCCUUGACCUGACCAACGUGGCCAAGGAUCACACCAACCUAGAGAAUGAUCAGCUGCAGUCAUUGUACCGACGUCUCUGCAUUUUAAAUCGCUGUGCCAAUAUGCGUCUCGAUCAGUCACAUAAGGCGCAAACGCCGCAGGUUUGUCAACUUUCCCUCUCUAAAUUACCCCUUAAAGUACAACACAUCAUCAACUCAUUCACGUACGAUUCAUCCCAGCAGAAGGAGGAUUCCGAUGAUGAAAACUGCGCGCUCAGCGAGAAUUGGACAUUCCAGCCGCAUAUACGUCGUUGGUCGCGCAUCGGCGAAAUGGGUCUUGAGUUGCCACCCGCUGGCAAGUUGAAUAUCGAGAAGACGGAAAGCUCAUCCAAAGAAUCCAGUCCCGAUCGUUUUGAAGAUGACAGCUACGAUAUAUCUGGUGGUGGUCUCUCCCUAACGCUACCCGGUAAUUCUACUGACCCCACCGUCAAUGAAUCAGCCGAUUCGGCAGCGGUGCGUUUACGUCGCACUGGCAGUGAACGUUUCAAGGAUGGUGCUAAGGCUUUCCUGCGCCGCGUGGAGUCGAUAAAGUCACGUCGACGAAAACGUCAAAAUCGCGAAGGUAUUGUUAUAAGUGGACCGCAAGCAUUAGACUUAUCACAGCUAGGCCAACGUGGCAGCAUGCGCAAGCCCGAUGCUGUGUAUUCCACACCACCAUCGCCAUCAGCGGUCAGCCCAAUGCACACAUUCCCGAAGGCUCCUAUAUUUGGCAAUGAACUCAAAGUACCAUCACAAAGUGAAACUUUCCUUAGUCUGAAUCGUGCGAGUCCAAAGCGUACACCAACAACACCACGUUCAAUGCGCACCAGUCCACUGCAUUUCUUUUCAACUCCGAUGCCCCAUUUGAAGGAGGGCAAAUCGGAUGAUUCCUCCUCAUAUUACAGCGAUAGCCAGGAAUCGUCGGCUGGUGGAAAAUUGUCGCUACGCAAGACACCAUCCAAAACGCGUAGAUUCUUACAGCGCACUGGUAAGGUAGAUGAUAUUGGCACACACUCGGACUCGGAAUGCCAUCACGGCAGAAAGUUGCUGAUUAAGGAUGCAAAUUCGAACACAACUGAGAUCAAGGUCAAAAAACUGACACGAGGUGGCUCUCUUAACCUAGGCAAAGACCCGAAGAAGCGCGAUGGCUUCCGCUCGUCAAGUUUCCGUUCACGUUCCAGCUCCCGCAAAGAGACAAAACCUGAUGAAUCGGACAAUGUUAAACGUAGCACACCAGUCGUGCGAUGGCAUAGCUUUCAGAUGGAGGAGCGUCCGCACAUGAUCUUCCGCAAAUGCUUCUCACAAAAGAUCGAUCCCAAUAUGAAUGACCAUGGCAUUCCAUUUGCCGCCAUGUCGGCGGGGCAGCUGCACAUUCUGCGCAAGCUAGCGUUGGUCAUACUCACUGGGUAUAUGGAACGUUAUUGCCCGACACAUCGUUCCGGCUGGAAUUGGGAACUGCCCAAGUUUAUUAAGAAAAUCAAAAUGCCGGACUACAAAGACAAGAAAGUGUUUGGAGUGCCACUACUGCUGGUGCUGCAACGCACCGGACAAACCUUGCCUAUUCCGAUACGUGCCGCCUUCCGAUGGCUGCAAGUGCGUGCGCUCGAUCAAAUCGGUCUGUUCCGAAAGAGUGGCGUCAAGUCUCGCAUUAUGAAGCUGAAAACAGAGGUUGAGCAACUAGAUUCCACAGCGCUUUGCAUGGAAGUUUAUGAUACGCAGCAGGCCUACGAUGUGGCUGACAUGUUGAAGCAGUAUUUCCGUGACCUGCCCGAAUCGCUACUCACGACAAAGAUGUCCGAAACGUUUGCGGCGAUCUUCCAGCAUCUGCCCAGGGAUGUACGUUUGGAGGCAGUGCAGUGCUCAGUACUUCUGCUACCUGACGAAAAUCGUGAAAUACUUUAUGCGUUGCUGGAGUUCCUGACGCUGGUGGCAGCCAAUGCGGAGCAAAAUCAGAUGACCGCUAACAAUUUGGCCGUGUGCUUAGCGCCAUCGCUCUUCCAUAGCAGCAUUUCCACGGGUGCUGCUUCAGUAUCAGCCUCGCCCAGACGUCGCAAGGGUGCUGGCGUGCCCGACGACAAGGAGCUGCAAGAGGCGAAAGCAUCUCACGAGUGUUUGGCUUUUAUGAUUGAGAACUACAAACGGAUAUUUACGGCGAAUAAAGAGAAGAUCAGCAAAUGUAAUUUUGGUUAUAUGGAAGAGUCGAAGCCGGUGCCACUGGAGGCACUUGGCGAAGGCAUGCAAUUCCACAACUGGCGCGGUUACUUGUACGAGUGCACGAGUGCGACCAUCAAGGAGGGCAGAGAGAAAACACGUGGCUGGUUCACAAUCUCUUCGCAAAACGACAGUAAUGUAGACAUUGCGUACAAAAAGGUCGGUGACGGUCAUCCGCUGCGUUUGUGGCGCUGCACCACUGAAGUCGAAGGACCACCGAAAGAGGUGCUGGACUACAUCAUCAAGCAGCGCGCAUCUUGGGACACAAACUUGCUUGAGAGCCAGACAGUUAAGAAGCUGGAUGAACGCACUGAAAUAUUCCAAUACGCCAUUGACGGGCAAUUGACCACCGAUUUUUGUGUGCUACGUUCAUGGCAAACAGACCUGCCACGCGGCGCUUGCGUCAUUGUGGAGACUUCCAUUGAUCACGCCAAGGCUAAGCCGAUGUAUGGCGCUAUAAGAGGUGUAGUGUUGGCUUCCCGAUACCUUAUCGAACCUUGCGGUAGCGGGCGUUCGCGUGUUAUGCAUUUGGCGCGGGUGGAUGUGAAGGGACGCACACCGGAAUGGUACAACAAGAGUUAUGGGCAUAUUUGCUCGCAUUAUUUAUCCAAAAUACGCUUGGCAUUCAAACAUGUCACCGAGGGACCGGAAAGUAAGGUGUAAAUGGAGUCAUAUCGUAUAGUAAAUGGAGGAAAAUAAAAAUGAACAAAAAUACGAAACCCGAAACACGUUAAAGACAUCACAAAACUAAAGAAAACCAGAGUACUGAUUUUUACAACCUUUUUAUCAAACUUCGAAUGUCGCAAAUCCUGUAGGCAUUUUUUUUUUACGAGUUAGAAAAUGAAACGAAACACAA
Molecule: messenger RNA, 8708 nt
Organism: Anastrepha obliqua
Lineage: Eukaryota; Metazoa; Arthropoda; Insecta; Diptera; Tephritidae
Gene: cv-c
Exons: 15
Coding region: 71-8515 (2814 amino acids)
Biological process (GO): signal transduction; regulation of Rho protein signal transduction; actin cytoskeleton organization
Molecular function (GO): GTPase activator activity; lipid binding
Source: RefSeq, a predicted model, not a curated record